AUGUACUUGCUUUUACAUUCUUUUUUUUUUUUUAAGGAUUCAUUUUUUCUUUCCUUUCGUAGAUUCCUCUCCGCCUUUUCUUUUUCUUCCGGAGAUUCCUCUUCACCUCCCCCAGAGAUUCCUCAUCGCCUUUUCCUUCCCUUUCGAAGAUUCCUUUUCGCCUUUCCCUUUUUAAAUCCGUUAUUUUUCUUUUCCAAUUCAGUUUUCUUCGUUUUUUCCCUUCAUUUAAUUUUUUUGUUCAUUGUUUUUGUCUUUUCUUUCAAAUGUUUUAGGUCUCUCAUAUGUUUGUAUGUUUCCACUUCUCUUUUUAUUUUAUGUUUUAGGAAACAACAACAAUGUUCAGGUUACUUUCCUUUCUCUUCUUCGCCUUUUGCUCCAUUCUAUCUUCAUUUUGUUUCAAUUCUUCCCGCCUCCGUGUCGUUUUAUCUACUCAAUCAUUUGAGAAAUGGCUUAUGA
Molecule: messenger RNA, 456 nt
Organism: Acanthosepion pharaonis
Lineage: Eukaryota; Metazoa; Mollusca; Cephalopoda; Sepiida; Sepiidae
Source: the annotation of a GenBank genome assembly